UUUCUUUCUUUCUUUCUUCUCCCCCCCCAUCUCUGCGUCCCUCUCCACUCCAUCCUUCCCCCCUCCCAACCUUUCUGUGCUGUGCUCUCAGGGGGAUGUCAGCACUGCUGCAGCAUCACUAACAGGCUCAUCCAGAAGGUUGGGAAAGAGGGAGAGGCGGAAGGGGGGAGAAAAAGCUGAAUGAAUGGGCAUCGCACUAGUGAUCAUUAUGGGGAGAACGGCGGCUGUUGCACAGAGAGGCGGAUUUUUUUGAAGGAGGAGCAAAAGUGUGUGUGUGUGUGAGUGUGUGUAUUGAUAGUGGUGGUGGUAGGGAGGACAGAAGACAAGGAGAGGAACAGAAGAGUUGCCACAAUAAUUCACACCGGUCUUCAUCACAAAGCUUUCUUUGGACAACUACGCCAUGGCAAGAAGGUAGUGUCAGCACAUGGGUAGCCGUCUCUUCCACUGAUGCCCCAGAUUGACGAGAUUUUCAGCCUACUCCUGUGUACCAAUCACUGACAAACUGUGCUUUCUCGUACACAAUUUCCAUGUGGGAAGCAACUUGAUCAGAAGCACACCUUAAAAGCAGGAUCUUUCAUGAAGGGAAACUGAACUCCUGGAUGAUUGAUUUGAUAAAAAACUUCCCAGUCAAGCUACAGUGACCAGGAACAGAGUGGAUAUAUCCUCCGUGCCAUCUUACAGAAGCAAUGCUCUAGGAUACCUCAGCACCAUGAAGGGGUUAGGAGAUAACCGAAGUCGCCAUCUAUCUGAUAACCUGGACUCUCCUCAAGACUCACUCUAUGCCACUCAAGAUAGGAAUCCUUAUCUUCUUAGUCCCACAGAUUCCUAUUCAAUGGACCCUCGGUUUUCAACACCCAACUCUCUCCAUAGUGACUGCCUACUUCCACUCAACAACCAGAUUUCUAACAGCAGUACAUUUCCACGUAUUCAUUACAACUCUCACUUUGAGGUUCCUGAUGAGAACCCCUUUCCAAGUCAUGCCCAAGCCACCAAAAUUAACAGACUCCCUGCCAACCUACUAGACCAAUUUGAAAAACAACUGCCCAUCCACAGAGAUGGUUUUAGCACCCUCCAGUUCCAGAGAAGUUCAGAUGCCAAACACCGGAAUGAAAACCCUGGGAGAAUACGGCACUUGGUUCAUUCAGUCCAAAAACUUUUCGCUAAGUCACAGUCCUUGGAAGGUGCUUCUAAAGGCAGUGUGAAUGGCAAGAAAGGCACUGAGGACUCAAAACCAAACCGGAGAAGCAAGAGUAAAGACCGUGCAAAAACCACAGAGACUAAACGCAGGACGAGAUCCAACAUAUCAGGCUGGUGGAGCUCAGAUGACAAUCUAGACAGUGACACCUGCAACUAUCGUAACCCUAUGGGCCUCAUGACCCUUGGCAGGCAGCCUGAUCACAGCCAGCCUAAAUACUUUAUGCAUGCUUACAACACAAUCAGUGAACAUAUGCUGAAAUCCUCCAAGAGCAAUAAUGACCUCAAGAUCACCACUUGCACCAACAUCCCCAUCAACAGUGAGUCAAACUAUAUCAAAAGAGGGUCCUGGUCCACGCUCACACUCAGCCAUGCCCGAGAAAUGUGCCAAAAGGCUUCAGCUACCAUCGACAGAGCGCUGUUGAAAUCUAAAUCUUGCCAUCAAGAUUUAGCGUAUCAGUACUUGCAGGUGCCUCAGGGAGACUGGAAUAAUAUGCUGACUAGGGACAAAGACAAUGAAAUUCCAUGCCGGCGCAUGAGAAGCGGGAGUUAUAUCAAAGCCAUGGGUGAUGAUGACAGUGAGGACUCGGAAACCAGCCCCAAGCCAUCUCCUAAAACUGCAGCACGGAGGCAAAGUUACCUCAAGGCCACUCAACAGUCACUGGGCGAGCAGAGCACCACUCAAAGAAGCCUGGAUCGCCUUGACUCUGUUGAGAUCCUUUUACCACCAAAAUUUCCAAGCUGGGAGGAAGAAUACAAUCAAAUCUCAGAAAACCUGGACGAGUCCAGUUGCAUCAAUCAGAUAUUUGGACAAUCCUCAUUUAUUCCACAGAUAUUUACACAAGAAGAUCAGGCAACAGAAGAAGAGCUGAUUGAUCAAUAUGAAGGUAUGUGUGAAUCGGCUUACAGUGAAGCAGAAUCAGCUGCUGUGGAAGUAUUGGACCUGCCUCUUCCCAGCUACUUCCGUUCCCGGAGCCACAGCUACCUCCGAGCUAUCCAGGCAGGUUGCUCCCAAGAAGAGGACACAGUUUCUGUUCAGUCCCUCUCACCACCCCCAGCCAGCACCAUCAGUGGCAGCCAGACACUUCCCAGCAACAACAGUUCGGCAUGCCUAGUGGGCUAUAAAAAGACACCACCACCAGUCCCACCUCGGACCACCUCAAAGCCAUUCAUCUCUGUCACAGUGCAGAGCAGCACUGAAUCGGCACAGGACAACUACCUGGACAACCAGGACCAAAAGAGUGAAGUCAACAGCCAGUCGGGACUGAGCAAUUCCUCAGAUAGCUUAGACAGUAAUAGGCCACCUAGCGUAACGAGAGGAAACAUCACCACUCCAGCCAAUGAGCCUCCUGAGUUACCCCAGAAAAAUGCAUCCUUGAAGAGCGACAAAGGAACGUUGACUAACGAAGAGCCAAAGGUGGAGAACAUUCCCAAAAGGAAGCUGUCAUCUAUAGGAAUACAAGUUGACUGCCUUCAACCAGUGGCAAAAGAGGAGCUCCCUCCAUCAGCCACCAAAUUCCAGUCCAUCGGGGUACAGGUAGAGGACGAGUGGCGCAACAGCCACUCUCACAGCAUGUCCAACAAACAGGAUACAGAUUCUGACUCUCAAGAGCUGAAUAAUUCUACCUGUAAAUCAACUGAAAGAAACCUUGCUGAUUGUUCCCCCUGCAACAACUCCAAUAACCUUGAUGCUAACACGAGGCAAGCAGCCAUGCCCUCUGAGAGCAAGAAAACCCUCUCCUAUGGAGAUAGCAAUGACCCAGCCCUGGAACCUUCCUCUCUCCCUCCUCCUGAUCCUUGGCUUGAAACAUCCACCAACACUCCAUCAGAACCAACACAGCCGGGAGCUUGCCGAAGGGAUGGGUACUGGUUUCAGAAGCUACUGCAGGCAGAGACGGAAAGGUUGGAAGGGUGGUGUCGACAGAUGGACCAAGAGACUAAAGAGAAUAAUCUCUCUGAAGAAGUCUUAGGCAAAGUCCUCAGUGCAGUGGGCAGUGCACAACUACUAAUGUCACAGAAAUUCCAGCAAUUCCGUGGCCUCUGUGACCAAAACUUGAACCCCAAUUCCAAUCCUAGGCCCACAGCACAGGACCUUGCUGGGUUUUGGGAUCUCUUACAGUUGUCCAUUGAAGACAUCAGCAUGAAAUUUGAUGAGCUGUACCACCUGAAAGCUAAUGGUUGGCAGGUGACGGAGCCAUUGGAGAAGAAGGAAGAAAAGAAACCACCCCCUCCUGUUCCAAAGAAGCCAGCUAAACCGAAAUCUCAGCUAAACCGGGAUAAGGCAUCUGACUCGGUGGACAAGCAGCGCCAGGAAGCUCGCAAACGCCUCAUGGCAGCCAAGCGUGCUGCCUCCGUUCGACAAAACUCUGCCACUGAGAGUGCGGACAGCAUUGAAAUCUACGUUCCUGAGGCACAGACCCGUCUUUGAGCAAAGGGAAGAGGAAGAAAACACUUUUUUUUUUCACACCACUAAAAGAGGAAAAGGAAAAAAAAAAUGGGUUCACUAAAACAGUAGUGUGAUUUCUUUGAUCUAGAGACACCAGAGCCAACCCUGCCAAGGGCUCCCAAUUAGACCUCUCCUGGUUCUGUGCUUUGGUUUUUCUCCUUCCCAUCUUUCACGCUGGCUGUGGUGUGGCUGAACAAACUUUUGGAAACACAGUCCUUUACACUUGGAACUGCAACCUUUUUACUUGUCAAUCUGAGGAGAAUUAUUAGCUUGUUUACAUGAAAUGGACUAAAUUGAAACAAACAAACUCCCCCCCCCCCCGCCUUCAGCACUUGCCAUGCUGUGCUUCCCCCCACCCCAAAUCCUUUGGCUAUUUGUUCUGUCUUCUACCCCCAGAGAAUCUCUUUCUCUCCACCCUCACUGUUUUUCUUGUAUUUUAUAGCUGUUCUCCUCUUUGCCAUCCUUUUCUCUGCAUGGCAUCAUUUACUGUAUUAGAAGUAAACUCUUCUACAGUGCUGCAGAAGAAAACACCGUUCAGCGUGUACUCUUGCACUCUGCUAGUCAGCAGUCUUCAGUUUUCUUACCUAUUAUUUCCUUUAUAGAUGGGAUGGGAGUGGGUGACCAGGGCUGGGUUGGGUUGGGGGAGGCAGUAAGGCUUUAGGGUUAAUAUAUCUUGUAGUCCAAUGAUGUAAACAGAGGGCACAUUCUGUGAAAUAUAACAGUGUGUUUUGUUGUAAUAGCCUGGAAGCAAAAAAAAAAAAAAUAGUGCAAUAAGAGAAGUGUUUUGUCUGCACACUCCCAUGAAUAGUGCUGCAAAAGGAGGAUUUCCCAUCCAGGGCACCUGAAAGAAACACAGCAAGGUGGAUUCACAUGUUGCCGCACACACUUUUCUUUUUUUUCCUGCACUCUCUUCCCUUUUGCAAUUUUUUGUAUGUGAUUUUGUGUGCAAGGAUCAAUGUAUAAGAAACCAGCUGCUAUACAAAGGGUAGGGGAAAACUGUUUCAAAGUUGUACUUAAUACGUUCUAUGGUGAAAGACAAUGGUUUUUGUACUGAAAAAAAAAAAUGAGGUAGAUAUUGGAUGGUUGGCAAGUUGCCUGCCUGUAUGUAUGUGUACAUAUGCACAUAAUACACUUAGUAGGCUAUGUAAAUUUAAUACAUACCAAUGCAUACAUAGCUAAUCACACAUGUACACAUUCAGAUGGUGUCUUUAAAAAAGCACCUCCAAGAGGAUGGGUGUAUGUAUAGCAUAUAUUUUUACAUGUACUAUAGCUAGAUGUGUGUAAAAGUGUGUGCAAAAAUAUAUACCCUGCAUAUUCUCUCAGCUAUUCUGGCCCCUUCUGUCUCAUAUUUUUGGAGGAACUAUCAUGAAAUUUCAUUUGACUUUCCUCUUUCCCUCUGCACACCUAUUUUGAACUAAUCAAUGAAGCCAGGAAUCAAACAGCCAAAUCUAAGUUUCUCCUCUGCCCUCCACACCACCCUGUUUUCCACUUCUACACUUCUCAGAAAGCUGUGCACUGUAUUUGGGGAGACUUGAGAAAAGGUAUUCGAUGAAUAGCCUGAGGUGACCAGAACCCAAAAGAAUUUUUUUACUGGUACAUUAAUGAAAAUCAUGUCAGUGAAUGCUGUAUAUGGUGUCUAUGCAUAGGGAGUGUUAGAUUCUUACCUGCCCACUUAAUGUAUAAUUUUGUAAUCUGUGAAAGCUUGACCAUAUAGAGUAUGGCUUCAAAAGAGACUUGAUUUAUUCGAUUUUCCUCUCCCUCUCCAAUAACUUUACUUUGAUGCUGGAGGGUGCUUGAUCAACUUUUGAAACUAGUGGCUGACUUUCACAGUUCUUCCUAUUAAAAUUUGAAACGCUUGGAAUGUGACUUUUUUUACUUGCAUUUCCAAAAGCAGCAAUGUCAGUAAUUAGGGCAGGUGUUUGAUGGAUUCCGUUUCAUGGUAUAUGUUUCCGCGUGCAGUUUGUCAGUGGGAUUAAAUCUUAAAUGUAUGUAAUUCAGCAAAACAGGUCUCCCAGUUUUAGAGAAGUGUUUGCUUCCACAAUUACACAAUUACCUUGAAAAAAGAUAGACAUGCUUUUCUCUGGUAUAUGUACUUACAUGCUAUAUACACAGAAUAUAUUUGUCCAUUUUACAUCUUAGGCAUAUUUAUAAAGGGGCAUUUUUAGCUGAUGUGCACCCCUGUGUGAAUUGGCAUCGUUAGUUUGUUGCAAUAAAAAUAGUAAAGAUCAAGGGUUCUGAAACAGUCCUGAAAAACACUUGGGGUCCUGAACACAAGGACUUGUCUUCAGCAUGCCUCCAGCAUUGCUAACCACACUUGGGAGGUAAUUAUGGGCUUUGAUGGAAAAAAGAUCAAAGCAAGAGCAGUCAGCUGGUUUUCAAAACAAGAAAGUCAGCAGCUUUGCUUCAAACUCACAGCACUGAUCUUUCUCCCCCAAUGUUUUCUUUUAAAGGCCUACUUGAUAGUAACUACUUUUGGAUCCUCAAAAGAGCACUGAAAAUAGUUUCCAUAGGUGGCACUUGCAUGAAAUGACACAUUUGCUGAAGUAUACAUACUUCAGGAAUUGAAAUAUUGUGGUCACCUUUGCUUCUGUAUCCUCCAAUUGUACCAUAGGAUUCUUCACAAAACUUAACUUAUUCUAUCUACAAACCCAUACUAGCGAUAAAGUAGCCUCUCUCUGAUCCAAAUCUUGCGUCUGGGGAUGACAUAGCUUCUUUUCAAAACAUAUGUAAAGCAGUGUUUCUUAACCCUGACAAUUUUAACAUGGAUUUUAACUCCCAGAAUACUCUACCCAAAAUUCUGGAGUUGAACUCCACACAUCUUGGAGUUCCUAAGAGUGAGAAAGACAUUUUAUUUGUGCCUUUCUGGGCCCUGAAUGUUUUGGGAUGACUUAAAUGGAAUUGGAAAACUGCAUUCAUAUAAUGGAAAUACAUCCAAUAUCUACUCUUGAUAGCAUUCACUGGAUCUUGUUCUGAUCCCUUAAAAUCUAAUAAUGUAAUUCAGCCUAUAAACAGACUGAAUUUAUAAAAUGGGCCAAAUCUGACUUCUCUUAUGUGAUUCAAGGAAAUACCCAAUAGAUUUAAACCUAGUGGUAGAGCUACAAAUGCUUAGGUGAAUUAAUUUCUUAAUAGCAAUAAUUCUGUGAAACGAGCAGGAUGCCUUAUGCUUGUUUCCCUGCUUCUUACAUUUCAGUUUUGCUAUCCAGCUUCGUUUGUUUUCAACAGAGAAUGUAAACAGAGCGGGGGUUUAAAUUGCUCUGAAAAAUCCAUUUGGUGGAACUGUGCUCCAUAUAUGCUUGCCUAGUUGUAUUUACCCAAUUGUGUGAUUUGAAAAGCAAUGUACCUACUACUUUGAUGACCUGUUUCCUCCCAGCCAUGAAUAAUGGUAAUAUGUCCCCCUAAGUGAUAUUUCUUAGUUUUAUGGCAGGAAAAAAAAAAAGAAGGGACAGGAUUGCUUAGGACUGUGAUUGAUAUUGAUGAUGGGCUUGGAUGGUUUUUUUAGGAAAAAAGAAAUUAAAGCCUUGUAUCAGACCCAUGGCCCAAGAGUUUGUAAUGUGAGUUUUGCUGCCAUUAUAAAAAAAAAAAAUAGUAAAACAAAAGGAUCUAUUUGAUGCUCUUAUGCCUGUCUUCUUGUAAUCUCUGAUCCACUUUCUAGAGCUAACAAACGGAUGUAAAAGGAAAAAUGGGUGAGAUUAGGGAAAGUGUAUUUGAAAACACCCAAGACAUUUAAUUUAGACUAUUUUUGUCAUUUCUUAGUGACCAAAUUCAUCUUUAAUAAAUGAGCAAAAGCAUUGCAAGAGUAUUUUUCCAAAUCCAUGUUUGUUUAUUGCCUGAUGGUCUAGCAAUAGUGGUUUUCCCCAACUUUUAACAUUCAGCCACAAAAUUAGAUAAUUUCCCAAUCCAAAAAAUCAAAUUCUGUUUAUAUUCCUUUAUAUUCCUUUGAGAUCAUUUAGCAGCUGAAUGUUAACAAAUAAGUCAUUUGGUUAAUAGAUCUAUAUCUUGACCAUUUGAUCUCUGCUGUUAACUUUCCUGAAUAAAUAUUCAAAGUAUGGAUUGAUACUAAAUAGUGUUCUUACAAGAAUUAGUACUGAAACAGUACUAAGCAAUUAAAUGGAAGAAUUGUAUUUUCUCUCAGCCCUUAAUAUAAAAUUGUAUGGUACCGAUGAUCCAGCACAGUGCUGAGUGACUUAUUCCAUCUCUUUCUAUUUUCAUGCUUCUUCUGAACUAGAAUAGCAAAUAUCUUAGAUCUGGGGAUAUAUGAGCAACAUUCUCUUAUCAGGUUAAACUUGAAUUACUAGCUCUCUUCUUUAUUCUUUUUUCAUUGAGCUAAUUUAGGCAAUUGUCUUUUCUUGCUCACCAAAUUUUGCAUGAUAUUGUACAAAUGAAAUGUGCUCUUUAUAUAUUGGCUUUUUAAAUUACAGUGAAAGAUUUUAAAAUUAUAGUGUUGCACACUGGUACAAAGGAUAAAAAAUAUAUAAAUUAAAUUAGGGAAGAAAAGCCCCCCCCCAAAUCUUACUGAAAUACAACUCCCAUCCCAUGUAGAAUUCAACAUCUAACUUUCUACUUAUGCUGUAUCUACACUACUAACAGUAGUGUCCUUUAUUGAUGUUCUUUCCAAAAGAAGCAAAAAAUUAUGUACACAAUGGAAAUUACUUAUUGUCCUAUUGAUUACUAGACCUGUCUAUUUCCACAUUUAGAUUUCUGUUUUAAGCUGUAUAAAAUAAUUAUAGUCUACUAUGCAAGAAUAGUCCCAUGGCCAACUCUUAAUUCCAUAAUUAGUGAGAAGUUGCAUGAGAGGUUAAUACUCUCAUAGGCCCCGGAGUCUCCAAAAAAUGCACAAGAAUGGGGGUGUCCUUUCACAUUUUUGGGAGGCUCCGGAGGCUGUGGAAGAGCAUUCAAAGCUGCUUCAUGAUCUAUGACCUCGUGUGUCCUGAAGCAGCCUUAAAACUGCUGCAAGGGUCUGUAAACAAACCACCUGAAAGUAAGCGGUGCACAACAGAUUCAUUUACCAAGGCUUGCAUGCAAGGCAGCCUUUUUGAGUAGCAGCUGUGGUGCUAGUUGCAGUGAUGCUAAGCAGCAGAAGUUGAGCCCUAUACCUCAAGUCCAGCCUCAGCACUGCCACCGAAUGCUGCUGUUCAGGAUGGCCUAGACCUGUGAUGGCAAACCUAUGGAACACGUGCCACAGGUGGCACACGGAGCCAUAUCUGUGGGCACAUGAGCGUUGCCCUAGCUCGGCUCCAGUGCUCGUGUGUGCACCAGACAACUGAUUUUUGGGCCUUCCAGGCCCACUGUAACUCAGGAAAUGUGCCGUUUCUGGAAUCCGGGGGAGGUGGGAAAGGCUGUUUUCACCCUCCCCAGGCUCCAAGAAAGGCUCUGGAGCCUGGGGAAGGCACAAAAUGAACCUACCAGGCCCACCGGUAACCUUUUUGCCAUUGUGUGCCAAAAGCAGGGGGAGUACAGGGGGCAUUGAAUUAUAAGUGUGGGCAUGCACCCCACACACCCCCGGCGUAACUCCCACUUUUGGCAUGCAACAGCAAAAAGGUUAGCCAUCACUUGCCUAGACUGAUGGGAAGGCAGAUGAAUUGUUUUGUUUGGGAAGGGAAAUAAUAAGCCAUAGUCAAGUGUUUUAAUUUUUGACAUCCUGAGCCCAAAAGGCUUGCCAUUACUGCAGCAGGCCAAACUGAAUCUUCAUAGGGACAGACAAAUGUCAAAUAUUUUGUUGUCCAACUGCAGUUUUCUUCUUUUGGACAGUUUUUUGUGGAAGUACGGGAUUAAUUUUGACUUUUUAGGGCUUCUGAAAUUAAUAAGGAAUGAGCUUAUUUUAAAAAAAAACUCUAGUGUGGUAAAAUGAUAAGCGUGAACAUGCACUGAUUGCAAACAAGAGUGGCCAGUGUGAAGUUACAAUCAUUGUGAGGUUGUAAUUGAAGUGCUGGCCUGGCAUUGGAGAAUUCAGCCUCAGACACAGAAAUUCACUGGAUGCCUUUGGGCCAGUCACACUCAGCCUAAGUUAACUCAUAGUAGUUGUUAUGGGAAAAAAGGAAGUACUAUGUUAGUCUUGAAGGAAAAUAAGGGCUAUAAGUCAAUAGAAAUAGCACUUUGACUUCAAUAUCCUCCACAGUGCUUUACAGCACUCUAUAAAUGGUUUACAAAUAUCAACAUAUUGUUCCAACAAUCUGGGGCCUCACUUCACUGAUUUCAUAAGGAUAGAAAUCUGAGUCAACUGAGUCUGUCAGGAUCGAACUCCUGGCAGUGGGCAGAGUCAGCCUGCAAUACUGCAUUCUAAUCACUGCGCCAUCACGGCUCUUAAAACAAGGUGGAUUGAAUUGUAAAACAAAGAUGUGAACAGUAAAAAAGGUAAGGGGGUAACUAAGAAAGUUAUGGUUGGAUCGAGUAGAGGAGAAAUACAAAAAAUUGUGAAGAGGUGUAUAGGUAUGGUUCUGGAACAAUAGGUUUUCAGAAUAGAAAGGUAUUGAGUAGCACAAAUGGUUUUGGUACAAACUAGAUUUAAGAUUCUUUUUUUUUUUCUCUUCUCUGUCCUGUCUCAUUUAUUUUUGCUUUUCUUUUGCAUGUUUACUCUGAAAACAAAUGGCAUGAAAGUUGACUGUAAGCAUGUUGUGGGUGGCUAAAAGACAGGCUGAAGGACAGUGAAUAUUUAAUUAAAUCCUUCCAUUUAAAAACAGAGUCAGUGGUGAAAUCCAAUUUUUUUUAACUACCGGUUCUGUGGGCGUGGCUUGGUGGGCAUGAUGUGGCUUAGCGUGCGUGGCAGGGGAAGGAUACUGCAAAAUCUCCAUUCCCAUCCCACUACAGGGGAAGGAUACCUCAAAACCCCCAUUCCCUCCCCACUCCUGGGGGAAGGAUAUUGCAAAAUCUCCAUUCCCACCCCACUCUGGGGCCAGUCAGAGGUGGUAUUUGCUGGUUCUCCAAACUCGUCAAAAUUUCCGCUACCGGUUCUCCAGAACCUGUCAAAACCUGCUGGAUUUCACCCCUGCAUUCAGUCCUAGUCUGCAAGAAAGUUUGGGUCAUUUGCCCGGCUCUCUCUGCCCCUCCCACUCUCCUAAAGUUACUUUAACAAAUUUUUCAGGUAUAAUUAAAAUGUCACCAGGACAAGGCUCAAAUAACAUCCAGCAGGCUGGAUCCAACAUUUGGCAGGAUUGGCAAAGCUGAACAAAAACCUGGAUUGUUCAUUUUAACACUUUAGUAAGGCUUCUUUCUACAGAUGCCUCAUUUGAAUCAAUCCUUGCAAAUGGAUUUCUUUCCAAAAUGAGUCAGGCUGCGUUUGUCAGCCUGAGUCAGACCCACAGCUCAUUAGCCAGCCUCAUUAUGAUCAGAAAUAGGUUGUGAUGUAGGCUUUUUUUUUUAGGUAUCAGCGAGAGGGUGGUGGUGCCUGGUUUAGAGCUCUUUCACAAUAAUUUCUGCAUAUUUUCACCAUACCAUUUCCCCAAAAAUAAGAGCCUGUUAUAUUUUUUUGAACCCUGAAAUAAGCGCUUGGCCUUAUUGCCAUGCACUCAAAAGCCCAAUUGGGCUUAUUAUCAGGGGAUGUCUUAUUUUGGGGGAAACAGGGUAUAUCAUCAAAUCAAUCAGAGGUGGAAAACCAAAGCAAGUAUAGCAAUUAUCUUGGAGCGGUCCUAACUGAUGUAACAGAUAGAAACAGGCACUGAUCUAGAAGUAGACGGGCUGCUGGCUUAGACCUAGAAUGCCAAGACUUCAGUAAAAAAAUCUUUUGUUCCUUUGGACAAUAAACAAUAGAUUUAAUCUGUAACUUGAACAGGCUCAAGAAAGGCUGUGCUACCUUUUCUCAUAGAUUAAAUAGUUAUCCCAUCUAUAUUCUGUACAAUGAAUUAGUAGUCACACUGUUAGUGGCGAGAAAAGUAAGUUCUUCUUUUGUGAUUGUUUUUGUACACAGAAGGUUAUCCAGCAUUAAAACCCUUCCUGUCUCCAA
This is a messenger RNA of Pantherophis guttatus, 11576 nucleotides long. RefSeq names its product DLG associated protein 4 (gene DLGAP4). Gene Ontology annotation, molecular function: molecular adaptor activity. Gene Ontology annotation, biological process: signaling. The record is from RefSeq and is a predicted model, not a curated record. Gene Ontology annotation, cellular component: glutamatergic synapse; postsynaptic specialization. NCBI's taxonomy places the organism in Eukaryota, Metazoa, Chordata, Lepidosauria, Squamata, Colubridae.